AUGGGUCCGAGGGAGUGCAGCGCGGUGCCAUCAGCAGCGCCUGCCAUGAGAAGGGAGUAUGGGUCCGAGGGAGUGGAGUGCGGUGCCAUCAGCAACGCCUGCCUUGAGAAGGGAGUAUGGAUGGGUCCGAGGGAGUGCAGUGCGGUGCCGUCAGCAGCGCCUGCCUUGCGAAGGGAUGGGGAGCUGGUGGGGGCGGCUGCAGAGCGGGCGGCGCGGCAGCAGCAGCUACACGGGAGGAGGGAGGCGGGUUGGAGUGCGGAGGAGAAGGGAGCAGCAGCUGUUAUCAGCAGCGCCUUCUUUCAGAAGGGACCACUUAUCUUUCUUCCCUUAGCCCCCCGCUCUUGCAUUCCUGUACUGCAGAGCGGGAGGCGCAGCAGCAGCAGCUACACGGGAGGGAGGAGGGAGGCGGGUUGGAGUGCGGAGGAGGAGGGAGCAGCAGCUGUCACCAGCAGCGCCUUCUUUCAGAAGGGACCACUCAUCUUUCUUCCCUUAGCCCCCCGCUCUUGCAUUCCUGUACUGCAGAGCGGGAGGCGCGACAGCAGCAGCUACACGGGAGGGAGGAGGGAGGCGGGUUGGAGUACGGAGGAGGAGGGAGCAGCAGCUGUCACCAGCUGCGCCUUCUUUCACAAGGGACCACUCAUCUUUCUUCCCUUAGCCCCCCCCUCUUGCAUUCCUGUACUGCAGAGCGGGAGGCGCGGCAGCAGCGGCUACACGGGAGGGAGGAGGAAGGCGGGUUGGAGUGCGGAGGAGGAGGGAGCAGCAGCUGUCACGAGCAGCGCCUUCUUUCACAGGGGACCACUCAUCUUUCUUCCCUUAGCCCCCCCCUCUUGCAUUCCUGUACUGCAGAGCGGGAGGCGCGGCAGCAGCGGCUACACGGGAGGGAGGAGGAAGGCGGGUUGGAGUGCGGAGGAGGAGGGAGCAGCAGCUGCCACCAGCAUCGCCUUCUUUCACAAGGGAGGCACACCAAGGCGGAGUGGAGAGCUGGUGGGGGCGGCUGCAGAGCGGGAGGCGCGGCAGCAGCAGCUACACGGGAGGGAGGAGGGAGGCGGGUUGGGUCCUAAGCGAUGGUUCCCACCUCACCGUGGUGCUUGGGUGUAA
Closterium sp. Naga37s-1 is the source of this 1098-nucleotide messenger RNA. Lineage: Eukaryota; Viridiplantae; Streptophyta; Zygnematophyceae; Desmidiales; Closteriaceae. The record is from the annotation of a GenBank genome assembly.